Pocillopora meandrina is the source of this 1572-nucleotide messenger RNA. Lineage: Eukaryota; Metazoa; Cnidaria; Anthozoa; Scleractinia; Pocilloporidae. The record is from the annotation of a GenBank genome assembly.
AUGGCUACCGGUGGAGGGCAAAUUAUUAACGGUAAAAUUCAAGAAGUAGAGGAGGAGACACAGUAUGGAAAUCGAGCGCGAAUUUUCCGGAUAAACAAAGAUCUUUUGGUGCUAAAGCUUUACUACUUUUUCGCAUUUAGUGCGAAAGCUUGUAUCCAACCAUUCUUUCCGGUGUUUUUACGCCACGUGGGACUAUCAGCUGAACAGACCGGUUAUGUGAUCGGACUGCAACCACUGGCAAAUUUCAUUGGAGCACCCAUCGCUGGCGCUUUAGCGGAUAAAUAUCGAAAACAUAGAGUUGCAAUGUUAAUUAUGUGUAUCGUUUCUUCUGCUCUUCGAUUUUCUUUGGUGUUUCUUCGACCCAACGAGGAACUAAACGCGGCGAAGAACUUUUGUAAUAAUAGCUCAUUUUCUAACAUAACUGGAAAGGAAAGAACCGUACUUAAAAAAAUUUAUUCAAUGAUUCCAGAGAAUCAUUCGUCAUCUUUUUUGGAUAAAAACUGCACAGAUUAUGUCGUUGGAAAUACAACAGAUAUCGUCAAAACUACAGCUAAUCGGGACAACUACAAUAUGUUUGUUCUUAUAUCUGUUCUUUCUUUUGUAUGGUCGCUAUUCGAUGGCUCGAAUUCCAUGGCUGAUGCAGCCACUGUUAAGUACUUGACAGAUAUUGGCAGAGGCGGUGACUAUGGCAAGCAAAGGCUGUGGGGUGCUGUAGGAUGGGGUAGCAUUGCAGUUUUGUCAGGGCUCACAAUUGAUCAAUCUUCCCAGAAUUCAAAUCGGAGUCAGUUUUUCAUAGCAUUCUGUGGUUUCCUGUUGUUUAGCAUUGCAGCUUUUGUAACAGUGUUUAAGUUGCCAUUGGAAUACUUAGGGGGUGAAUCCAAGCCUAAGAUUUUCCAGAAUGUGUUCAUCAUUCUCUCUGACUGUCGCAUUGUGACAUUUUUGGUGGCAAUUCUCAUCAUGGGAGCAUGUUUUUCAACAAUUGGUGCCUUUUUGUUCUGGUUUAUUCAAGACAUGAAUGGCAGCCAUUUGUUAAUGGGACUAACUCUUUGCAUGACAUGUGUCUCAGAAGUUCCUGUUAUGUUUUUUUCUGGGAAGUUAAUUAAAUGUAUUGGCCAUCACGGUGUCCUAUACCUAACGUUUGUGUGUUAUACAAUUAGAUACGUGUUGUACUCAUUCCUUCACAAUGCCUGGUAUGUAUUGGCUGUGGAACCUUUACAUGGUGUGACAUUUGGAGCAAUGUGGGCAGCUACAACUUCCUAUGGGGGUCUUAUUUCACCUGAAGGGAUGCGUGCAACAGUGAUGGGUUUGGUUAUGGCAACGCAUUUUGGUCUGGGAAAACUUAUUGCUGGCUUUGGUGGAGGGGCCAUGUACAGUAGUUAUGGACCAAGAAUUCUUUUUAGAAGUCUGGCUGUAACAAGUGCUAUCACAUGCUUGCUGUUUGCUCUUUUGCAGAGGUUGAUUAAGAGGAAAUCACAAGUGCAUUAUUCAAACUUUCACAAUGAUUCUCAAAAUGACAGUACUUGGGAUGCAGAGAUGAAGGAGAUAAAUUUAGAUUCAGGCGAUGAACUUUGA